AUCAUCAAACACGAUGAACCACAACAUGAAAAUGCAGCUCUUACAGAACUGAAGUAUAUAUGAAGAGAUAAGUUAGUUUUUAAAAAGCAUGGUUUCUUACAUUCUAACUACUAUUCUUUGCCUUAUUUUCAUACGUAAAAGUAUAAUUACGAAGGAACCACUAGUAAAAUACAUCGCUACAGCCACGAACAUGCCACACGAUUUUCGUAGCAAAAACGUAAGAGCUACGAUGUAGUUACGAUAUGCUACGAAAAAGAAAACGUAGCCCUUUUCUUGCAAAACGUAGCAAAGCUUGCUACGAAAUUGCUACGAAUAUAUUCGUGGCAAUGUUCUCCUACGUUUUGCUACAUCUUUAACGUGGGUAUCGCUAUAUAUUAAUAUUUUAUCUUAGUCGGCCAGAAAAAAACAAAAAAACAAGCUUGCCACGAACAGAUUCGUAGCAAGCCAUGGCUAGCCCACCGAAAAAAAAAUUCCAUCAAUCCAAUCCUGCACUUAAGGCAGUGAUAAAUACAAAAAACUAAGCCACGAAAAUGUUUCAUGGUAAAUUUCGUGACUAGCUUUCUCAGUGCAAUCACAUCCGUCUGGUUGUGUGCAGAAAAGUUUCUAAUAUUUGCCACGAAACUAAUCGUAGCAAAACCGUAGCAAUUUUAGUGGCAAUUCGUAGCAAAAAUUGUAGCAAAUAUCGUGGCAAAUCAUGGCAAAAACGUGGCAAGGUAUUUUCUAUAUAAGCAAGCAAACCUACGAGAGUUCUAUCACAUUGCAAACCAUAACAACAAUCGUGAAAUCAAACCAUUUUUCCCUUGUGUUAAAAAAAAAAACCAUUUUCCCAAAAGAAAAAAAAUAGAAAGAAAUUUCAAUGUCUUAUUAUUUUCAAAAUCGAGAGUGGAUGGAUCGACACAUUGAUCCAGUUGAUAAUAAUGUUUCGAGAGAAUUUAGCGAAGGUGUUGAAGUUUUUAUCGCAUUUGCCUCGAGUCAAAAUUCUUUUAUGGAGCGAAAAACCAUGCUAUGUCCUUGUGUAAGUUGUGGAAACCGAAAGCAACGUGAUGUAAGAACCGUAUCCCGCCAUCUUUACCGAGUCGGCUUCAAAAGUAAUUAUUAUGUAUGGUCAAGCCAUGGAGAAACCUACUAUGACGCUGGAGAAUCUUCGACGGGAGGUCAAUUUAUGGGAGAUGAAGCAAGAUAUGUAGGCGGACCAUAUGAAGAGAACAUUCCUGGAGGAGACUUUGGGUCAACUGAAAUACCGGAGAAUUUGAUGGAGGAACCCAACGAAGAGCAAUAUGAAGAAGGAGUGUUUGAAGCUUUUGAAGCCGCUAAUCAACCACUAUAUGAUGGAUGUGUUGAAGGUAUUUCUCAACUAUACUUGGCAUCUCGUUUAAUGAAAGUAAAAACUGAUCAUAAUUUGGCGGAGUCAUGUAUGGAUGAGUUAUCACAAACUUUUAGAGAUGUUUUGCCACAACCAAAUAUAGCUCCUGAGUCAUAUUAUGAGAUGAAGAAGCUGACGAAGUCGCUUGGCCUCCCUGUCGUGAAGAUCGAUAUUUGUGAAGAUAAUUGCAUGUUAUUUUGGAAAGAAGAUCGCGAGUUGAUGGCGUGUCGGUUUUGUGGAAAAGAUAGAUAUCACCAGAAGAACCAUGGAAAAGGGAAAAGGCGUCCAAAACAGAGAAUGUUCUAUUUGCCUAUUACGGAGAGGUUGAAGCGUCUUUACCAACAAGAGGCUACUGCAUCACAAAUGCGAUGGCACGCAGAACAUGAGUCGCCAGAAGGAGAAAUGCACCACCCUUCUGAUGCAGCAGCGUGGAAGCAUUUUAACAAGGUAUAUCCUGAUUUCGCUGCGGAAAGUCGAAAUGUUUAUCUAGGAUUAGCAACAGAUGGAUUUAAUCCAGUGGGUAUGAGCGGUGAAUCCCACUCGGUCUGGCCCGUCAUCGUAACCCCAUAUAACCUACCUCCUGGUAUGUGUAUGAAAAGAGAAUAUUUCUUUUUAUCAGUACUAGUUCCUGGGCCAAGGCAUCCAAAGAAGAGCAUUGAUAUCUAUCUGCAGCCGUUAAUUGAAGAACUAAAAAGUUUGUGGAGCGAUGGAGUCGAAGCCUAUGAUGUCUCGAAGAAGCAAAAUUUUACGAUGCGAGCCGCACUAAUGUGGACAAUUAAUGACUUUCCCGCUUACGGCAUGAUGUCCGGAUGGAUGACUCAUGGCCGUUUAGCUUGUCCAUAUUGUCUUGAUGAUACAAAGUCUUUUUGGUUGCAACAUGGAAGGAAGCAUAGCUGGUUUGACUGCCAUAGAAUGUUCUUGCCUAGGGAGCAUCCUUACAGAAGAAAUGUCCAAGCUUUUCGAAAGGGGCAGACGGUAACUGAUGAUCCUCCACCAUGGUUGACGGGAGAAGAAAUUCUUCGCGAAAGAAUCAACAACAUCGAAGGACUGAAGGAAACGGUCGAUUGUGGAGGAAAUGGACACGAGAAACCUGCAAGCACUAUAAACGGCUACGGCAAAGACCACAAUUGGGUGAAGAAAAGUAUCUUUUGGGAGUUGCCGUAUUGGGAAAACCUGCUUCUUCGCCAUAACCUGGACUUCAUGCACGUUGAGAAAAAUUUCUUCGAUAAUCUUAUCAACACGGUGCUUAAUGUUCCCGGGAAGACAAAAGAUAAUGCAAAGUCGAGGAUGGAUCUACCUGAUUUAUGCAGACGGUCUGAGUUACAUAUGAAGGAUGAUGGAACGAUGCCAGUCCCGAUAUUCCGGUUGUCGAAGGAGGAUAAAAAAGAAUUUCUGCGAUGGUUGAAAAAUGAUAUAAAAUUUCCAGAUGGAUACGCUUCAAAGUUUAGUAGGUGUAUAGACGAGACGAAUAGCAAGAUUUCAGGUCUGAAAAGUCAUGAUUGUCACGUCAUUAUGCAGCGACUUCUCCCAUUCGCGUUUAAGGAAUUACUUCCCAAAAGUGUUCACAUUGCCAUUUCAGGUACAUAAUCUUAAUAAUUAGUUUGAUAUGUGUUAUGAUUUCUAACUCCUAUUAUUUUUUUGUAGAGAUAGCACUCUUCUUUCGUGAUAUAUCUGCGAAGAUACUUAAGCACGAAGAUGUUGCCAUUUUGAAAGAAAACAUUGCGGUGAAGCUUUGCAAUUUGGAGAAGAUUUUUCCACCUUCGUUCUUCGAUGUUAUGGAACAUCUGACCGUACAUUUAGCAGACGAAGCUGCUUUAGGUGGUCCAGUGCAAUAUAGAUGGAUGUAUCCUUUUGAGCGAUACAUGUACCAUCUGAAAAAGAAAGUUAAAAAUAAGGCACACAUUGGAGGUUCCAUCGUUGCACAAUAUGUGAAUGAGGAAAUAUCUACCGCUUCUGCUAACUUCUUUGGUAAUCCACAAGUGGUACCUGAGGUUCCACUUCCCGGAGAAGUUCGGUUUACAUAUCAAUAUCCAGAUGUGCCUAACUUGUUUUAUCACGAAGGUCGGGUUAGUGGAAAAUCUGAAGAGAAAUGGCUAACCGAUGAUGACUACACCGUCCUCCAGACUUUUCUGAUGCUCAAUUGUGAUACAUUCGAACCCUACGAAAGGUACUUUGAUUUUUUUUCUUGGUUAUUGUUUUAGAAUAUCUGAAGUUAUAAUCUCUUAAAAAAAUUCACAGGAUGUUCGAGGAGUUUGUGAUGGAGAGAAACCCGUAUAUGUCUGGUAAUGACCUACAAAUACUGAAAGACCAACAAUUUGCCGAAUGGGUGAAAAACUAUGUGAGUUUCCGAGAUUAUUUGAUUUAUAAUUUGAAUGAAACUUAUCAAUUAUAGAUAUAAAUUAAAUUAACAGGUUGUGCAAGCGAGUAACACAUAUGAGUUUCCGAUGUGGAUGUUGGAUUUUGUACAAGGUCCGCAACGUAAGUAUAAAUCUUGGCCGAUUUACCAUUCACGUGGCUACUGCUUCCACACACAUAGCCAUGGACAAGAUAAGAAAACCCAACAUUACGGUGUCCAAGUUCGUGGAACCACAGAUACUGACUAUUACGGUUUGAUCGAGGAGAUAAUGAUGGUUGAGUAUUUUGGUUCUGUUGGACUGAAGGCCAUGGUUUUUAAAUGUAAGUGGUUUGAUACAACUGAAGGUCGGGGAAUUCGAAAACAUAAUUCAGGAAUCGUUGAUGUGUCUCCGCGCUGGCAGUAUGAGAAAUAUGAUCCAUUUAUCUUAUCUGGUAAUUGUGAUCAAGUUUGUUUUAUUCCUUAUCCGCGGGUACGACAUACAUCAGCCAACGAUUGGUGGGCAUGUACAAAAGUUAUGCCUAGAGGGGUUCGAGAAACGUCUGAGGAUGCUCUUGUUGCGUUACAAGAUGAUACACACAACCAAGUUGUUGCACGGAGCGUGAUGGUGCGCAUUGAGACGUAUGUUGUCGAAGAUGAUUCAGAUUAUGAAUCCACGCCAAAUGUUCCUGCUAAUGACGAAUACGUUUCAGAAGAUGAAUUAGACGAGGCUUGUACUGAUUCGGAUUCUGAAUCUGAUUCAAGUUCUUAGUAAGUUUGUUGUUUAUGAAGUUUUUAAAAAUUGUAAUAUAAAUAAGUAAUCACUUGGUAAUUUGUAGUUUAUGAAGUUUAAAAUUUUUGUAAUAUAAAUAAGUAAUUUAUGAAGUUUUAAAAUUUAUGAAGUUUUAAAUUUAUGAAUUUUUUAAAUUUGUAAUAUAUAAUAAAUUUUUAAUUUAUGAAGUUUAAAAUUUGGAAAUAUGAAGAUAACUAGAUUUCUUAGUUUUAAAAUGUUAAUAUAUUCUUAAUUUCUAAUUAAUAGUUUUGAGAUUUCAAAAAAAAAAAAUUCUAAAACCUUACUAAACCCUAAACCCUAUCUAUACCCUAAAUCUAUUUCCCACCACAUAAUAAACCCAAAAAUUUUCCCUCCUAAACCCAAAACACAUUUCCCUCCUAAACCCAAAACCCAUUUCCCUCUAAACUAAAGCCCAAUUUCUAUACUUAAGAAAAUUUUUCCCCUCCACAAUUUUAUCACGUGUCUCUCUCUCUCUCACGGAGUCUCUCCUUCUGAAACUCUCUCAAACCUUUCGCCGCCUCUCUCAUUCUCUCUCGACCCUCUCUCACAGAUUCCUCUCCCUCUCUCUCUCUCUCACGGAUUGUCUCUCCUUCUGAAACGCUCUCAAACCCUUCGCCGCCUCUCUCAUUCUCUCUCGACCCUCUCUCACAGAUUCCUCUCCCUCUCUCUCAGCGAUGGCUCCUUCGACCGGAAUCCCAAACGAAUCCCGUCGUCGCCCGCGCUCUACCGGAUUACAGCUCCCAGAUAUGCGGCAAGGGAGACCUCAGUUGACCUUAUCGGAGCCUUCUGCCAUGGCCCCAUCUUUUUCUCCUCCCAUGUCUGUACCUCCUGGAGCUGUUCCUCACGCAUCUGCCGGCUCUUCAAGUGCAGCGCCUGCGGCUCCUGCCCCUUAUGUCAGGAGAAGAGAAGAUGCUCUACUACGUGCGCCAUCUAGACGUAACCAGCCACACCUCCAUCCUGACAAGAUCAAUGGAGCAUUGUGGU
Molecule: messenger RNA, 5472 nt
Organism: Brassica napus (rape)
Lineage: Eukaryota; Viridiplantae; Streptophyta; Magnoliopsida; Brassicales; Brassicaceae
Exons: 2
Coding region: 857-2950 (697 amino acids)
Source: RefSeq, a predicted model, not a curated record